AUGUCUAAACUACCAGCCCAACAUGACAGAGAACGUGAAAUUGCUGAACGUAAUGCUUUGGAAACAAAAGCAAAAGCAGAGAAAGUCACUGAAGCUCUAAGUGAAGGGAAACUCCCGACGACCAGGCAAGUAACCAGUACCAUCACCAAAAUUCAAGAGUCGGACAUUCUUCAUGAGGUGUCAACUCAUAUGUCACCGGCAGGCAAGAGAGUCUUGUCCGAUACUGAACGAUUGUUGGAGACCACAAAGCAAGUGUUGAGAGAAAAGAAUCGCGGAGAUCAGUUGCAGAAUAUGCUCUAUUAUGGGACUCAGGCUGCUAAGGAUUUUGGAGACAAGGUAUCAGUACCAACCGACAUCCCAGAAGAUAUAAAAGCGAAAGCUCGUGGCGAAACAGCCGGACUCGUCAAAGAAGGUGUCAGCAAAGGAGCAAACAUCGUUCGACUACUCAUUGCUCAGCCUGAAUUCAGAAGAAUAAUUGGGGACUUGCACUCUCUGGUUCAAGAUUCAAUCGAUCAAGGGUUCGAAAAAAUUGACCGAAGUGUCCAAAAAAGUUUCGAAAAACUUGACAAAACUUCUCAGGAGGUUGGCCGCACCGAUGAUCCUGCUGAGGCAAUGAAACGGGCCAAAGAAAAUAUUAUUGAAGACCCCGAAACGAUUGAUCGCACCGAUAAAGCUAUGGAUGCUUAUAGAGAUGGCGAUAAAGAAAGAGUUGCUGAACAUGAUGAACACGUUAAAAAUAGAGUUGCUGAUAAAACAAAAUCUAAACUCGAAAAGUUUAAGAUGUCCAAGGAACGACGUGAACAGCUGGUGACACGAUUCAAAAACCUCACGAUCCAAAGCCAAAACACCCCAGAAUACCAACAAGCAAUACAAGAUAUUAUAAGCAUCAUUAGCCAGGUCAGUCAGUCAACCCAAGAGAUCACCACAAAAGUAGCACAAGCAGGCGAACCACUCGCCGAAGGAGCAACAACUCCCUCCGUCGAGGAAGUCGAACGAAACGCUAAAGAGCUGCUUGAAAAUUUUGCCAAUCAUCGUUCGCUCGACCACUUGAUAAUCGCGUUACGAGAACUCGCCGAAAAAGUCAGAACCCAUGAAGAUUUAUUUAAAUUCUUCCACGAGUUGCGCGAGUUCGUAUUGAAAUCAUUGCUGGAGCCUGAUUUCGUCAAUGAGACUAAUUAUACGGCACAUGGCUCCGAUUUGAUUGAACGUGGUCGUCGUCUUCUUUUAGAACAGUAUGGUGAUAUCACGCGGAAGAUUGCUUCGGAGGCUGCAUUGUUUAACAAAGGCUUACAAGAGGAUUCGACAACUAAUCGACUAAAGAAGGACCUUGAAAUUCUUACGAAGGAUCUGUUUUUGGAUGAAAAGAAUAAACCGGCAUUCAAAUUGGAGCUAGUUAAAGAUGUUGCCAAGAUAAUUCAAGCCAUCGGCAAAAAGUUCGAUUAUAUUGCAGUUCCAAGAAUCGAACAUGCGGAUGACCAAAACGAAUUCAUUUUUGACAAUAUUGUUCUCCACAUUCCGCAGCUUCUCGCUCGACACAUACAUCUUAAUUUGACGGCCGACAUUGAUCUAGAUCGUCCAGACGACCAAAUUCUUGAAAACACGAUCACACUUGAUGUCAAAAAGAUAGGAGCAGACGCUCGUAACAUCGCUUUCUUCUAUCGACAGAAAUCAGGAGUUAAAUGGAUGGAUGUUGGCCACAUUGAUUUUGCUAUUCCAGAAGAAAGCGGCGGCCUAGGUAUCCACAUGAAACUCUUAUUAAAUGUUUCAAAGGACGAGCAUACGCCGUCAACAUUCCGAGUUGUGGAGCUUCAUUCUCACCUUUCAGAGUUGAAAAUUCGCCUGCACAAUACGAAACACGAUUUCUUGUACAAGUUGGUGACUCCAUUGUAUGAGAAACGCAUUAAGAAACAAGUCGAAAGCUCUAUCAAUGAUAUGUUGAGAAAUGCGAUCACUUACAUCGAUACGCAGAUCAGUACAAUGCAAAAGAAAGCCAAAGAAUUCAAUGCCCGUAAAGCAACAGAAACAUUUGAGGAAGAGGAAUCGCGACAAAAGCAACCUUGGGAAUCACCAGCCUUCGUUCCUCAAUUUGAACCUUCGACUUCAACUGUGCCUUCUAUUGAUCGUCCUUAA
Messenger RNA from Ambispora gerdemannii, 2130 nucleotides. The record is from the annotation of a GenBank genome assembly. NCBI's taxonomy places the organism in Eukaryota, Fungi, Glomeromycota, Glomeromycetes, Archaeosporales, Ambisporaceae.